UCCCCAAAAACAAUUCCAAAUUCCAAAUUUUUGAAUUCAAAAUUCAUAGAUGGGCUCGAACGGUCGCCGUACCUUCCCGCCGAUCUCGAAGUUCUCCGCCGCGGCGCGCGGCGGCGGCGGAGGAGGAGGAGGGGUGGCGGCGGCGGACCUGGACGGGACGCUGCUGGUGUCGCGGAGCUCGUUCCCGUACUUCUUCCUGGUGGCGGUGGAGGCGGGGAGCUACCUCCGGGGGCUGGCGCUGCUGCUGCUGGCGCCGGUGAUCCUCGCGCUCUACGUCGCGGUCUCGGAGCCGGCGGCGAUCGAGCUCCUGAUCUUCGCGUCCAUGGCGGGGCUGCGCGCGCGCGACGUCGAGGCGGCGGCGCGGGCGGUGCUGCCGCGGUUCUACGCGGCGGACGUGCGGGCGGAGGCGUGGGAGGCGUUCCGGGCCUGCGGCGGGCGGCGGAGGCUGGUGGUGACGGCGAACCCGCGCGUGAUGGUGGAGGGGUUCGUCGGCGAGUGGCUCGGCGCCGAGGUGGUGGGCACGGAGAUCGAGGUGGAGCGCCGGACGGGGCGCUGCACGGGGCGGGUCCGGCCGCCGGGGGUUUUGGUCGGGGACAAGAAGAGGGUGGCGCUCCAGAAGGUUCUCGGGCCCGGGGUACGGCCCGACUUGGGGUUGGGGGAUCGAGACUCCGACCACGACUUCAUGGCCAUUUGCAAGGAAGCAUACAUGGUUCCCCCAAACCCUGAGGCAGCCCGGGUGGCCCCGGAGAAGCUGAACUCGCCGGUCAUCUUCCACGACGGCCGCCUCGUGCGCCGGCCCGACCCGCUGACGGCCCUGCUGACCGUCCUCCCGGGCUCCCUCUUCGUCUGCAACCACCGCACCGCCCUCGACCCCAUCAUCGUCACCGUCGCCCUCGGCCGCCCCGUCUCCUGCGUCACCUACAGCGUCAGCCGCCUCUCCGCCGCCCUCUCCCCGAUCCCCGCCGUCCCCCUCUCCCGCGACCGCGCCACCGACGCCGCCCGCAUCAAGGCCCUGCUCCAGCGCGGCGACCUCGUCGUCUGCCCCGAGGGCACCACCUGCCGCGAGCCCUUCCUGCUCCGCUUCUCCGCGCUCUUCGCCGAGCUCGCCGACCGCAUCGUGCCCGUCGCCAUCGACACCGCGCAGGACGUGUUCUACGGCUCCACGGUGCGCGGCUGGAAGUGCAUGGACCCCUACUUCUUCUUCAUGAACCCGCGGCCCGGCUACACCGUGACGUUCCUCGACCCGCUGCGGCCGGAGGACACCUGCGGAGGCGGCGGCCGCUCCCCCGUCGACGUCGCCAACCACGUGCAGCGCCUGAUCGCCGCCGAAUUAGGGUUUAAGUGCACCAUGCUCACCAGGAAGGACAAGUACAUGAAGCUUGAUGGGAACGAUGGCAAAGUCCACUCUAAUAAGAAUAAGAUCAAAUCCUCCUCCUCCUCCGAAAAAGAGCAAAAGGAACACUAGCGAAAAUUAUGUGUACAAUGACAUAUAAAGAUAAAAUAAUAUAGCUGAACUAUGAAUUAUUUUGAGUCGGCGAUUUAAUCUUUUAAACUUUUAA
Molecule: messenger RNA, 1559 nt
Organism: Ananas comosus (pineapple)
Lineage: Eukaryota; Viridiplantae; Streptophyta; Magnoliopsida; Poales; Bromeliaceae
Product: probable glycerol-3-phosphate acyltransferase 8
Biological process (GO): cutin biosynthetic process
Cellular component (GO): membrane
Molecular function (GO): glycerol-3-phosphate 2-O-acyltransferase activity; phosphatase activity
Source: RefSeq, a predicted model, not a curated record